Molecule: messenger RNA, 1007 nt
Organism: Salvia hispanica
Lineage: Eukaryota; Viridiplantae; Streptophyta; Magnoliopsida; Lamiales; Lamiaceae
Biological process (GO): rRNA base methylation
Cellular component (GO): nucleus; small-subunit processome
Molecular function (GO): rRNA binding; rRNA (pseudouridine) methyltransferase activity
Source: RefSeq, a predicted model, not a curated record
CAGAAAUCUCUCCCCUUACCGCCGAAACCUGCCUCGCCGGCCUCGCUGUGAUAUAGAUUAGGGUUCAUCAUGGGGCGGGCAUACAGAAUGAAAGGCCAGAAAAGGAAGAACAAACUUGAGAAAUACGAUAGAGAGCAAUCAGUCGAAAAGAAAGUGAAGACGGAUGGCUCCAACUCGGAGAUUACGGCUUGUGAUAUUCCCGGGAUUCCGAUUGCUCCGCUGGAUACGGGAAACAACAAGCAACGAGUCAUCUUUGUUCUCGAGAAUGCCUCGUUGGAGGUUGCCAAAGUUGGCAAGACUCAUCAGCUUUUGAGUUCGGACGAGCAUGCCACAUUUUUGGCCAAGAAUAAGCGCAAUCCUGCUGACUAUCGCCCCGAUAUUGCUUUUCAGGCAAUCCAAACAAUUUUGGAUAGUCGCGUGAACAAAAGUGGGAGGCUGAAAGCUCUCUAUGUAAAAACACAACAAGGCCAACUUUUGGAGAUCAAACCCCAUACGCGUCUGCCAAGAACAUAUAAGAGGUUCUCCGGUCUCAUGGUUCAAUUGCUGCAAGAUCUGCGCAUUACUGCAACUGGCAAUGGUGAGAAACUUUUACGCCUUAUACAGAACCCUGUGACCCAGUAUUUACCCACCAACAGUCGUAAAAUAGGCUUCUCUCAUAGUUCAGAAAAGUUGAUUGACAUGCACAACUAUGUUGGUAAAAUCAACGAAGAUUUGGAUUUAGUUUUUGUGUUAGGAGCAAUGUCCCAUGGAAAAAUUGAUGAAGAUUAUGUUGAAGAUUAUAUCUCAAUCUCCGAAUAUCCAUUGAGUGCUGCAUAUGCCAUUUCGAUAAUUACAAAUGCUGUAGAGCGAAAGUUCAAGAUCUUGUAAGUCGUAGCCAAAGCCCCUAGGCUGUAAGUUUGGUUUCGUAUACAAGCAAGCGCAAGCAGUGACUUUAGCAUAUUUUCAGUUUUCCUUUGCCAGAUUGUACUAGUUUUCUUUUGCAGUUAUUUAAUUAUAUAUAAGUAUGA